Pomacea canaliculata is the source of this 3649-nucleotide messenger RNA. RefSeq names its product cholesterol 25-hydroxylase-like protein 1, member 2. NCBI's taxonomy places the organism in Eukaryota, Metazoa, Mollusca, Gastropoda, Architaenioglossa, Ampullariidae. Gene Ontology annotation, biological process: cholesterol metabolic process; sterol biosynthetic process. Bases 1179 to 2045 code for a protein of 288 amino acids. The transcript has 2 exons. The record is from RefSeq and is a predicted model, not a curated record. Gene Ontology annotation, molecular function: steroid hydroxylase activity; C-4 methylsterol oxidase activity; iron ion binding.
GGGCCACCGAGACCGACAUUGUUUGCCCCUUGCACAACGAGGGCGCUGUGCAGCAGCUCUCCUGCGUUUGCGCGCACUUGACUCUUCGAAAAUAACUCGUGGGUAGAGCAGGCUAAUGAAGCUCAUUACCUCAAAAUUAAACAAAAUACCCCAUGUGUUGGCAAUGACUUGCAAUAUUAAAGCAUUCUGCUGGGUAUAUUUAAUAAUUUAGAAUAAAAUUAGACAGCCGGUGCUCUUUUCAAUUGAUUGGUAAAGGAUUUCAACCUUUCACCCCUUUUCGGCGAAAAAUAGGCAAACCUGUCCGCACGGUUAGCAUUAUUUUGUUGUAUUUUUUUAAAAAAUGUGAGGGAGAGGGAGAGGCCGGUUUUCCAUGUAGGAAAGGAACUAGUAAUUGCCGCGUUGCUGGAGACUGAAUAAAUUAUGUCAUAAAUCGCAGUCGACUGAUUUGUCGUGGUGUAGAGUAGUGCUGUUAUGAUGUAAACCACGACAAUGCAGCCGGCUACAACACAAAUGGCCGGCUUGCAGUAGCAGACGGACUUCGUUUAGACCAAAAACAUGGACUGCAUUUCGCGUUUAUCGUCUGCGGAUUUUCAACUCGCAGUUUAGUAGCUGCUUCUGCAAACUAAGUGGAUUUCGUAAGCUACAUUUCAUUUAUUCCUGUCGAUGCUAUGUUCCGUUUCUUGUUGCCUUUUCUCGUCGCAUGCUGUCUGCUCGAUUACAACGACUGGUCAACGAUUGGGUGACGUCAGCGAAUGUACACCGAACUCAUUUUGUAAUUGUUCAAACCACGGUAACAGUUUUUUUGUCACGCCUAUGUACUCGAUGAUUGACAGGCACAGGGAGUAUUUAUCUUUGUUUCAUCGCACCCGCCCAAACAGGCUUUAAGACCACAGUGCUGACAGCAGUUCUAUGUGGGUGGUCAGUAAUGGUGGCAUGUACACAGGCAAGUGAGUGGCUGCAAGUCUCAAAACAGGAACAAAAAGUAACAAAGGACUGCGGUGGGAAUCCGGUUUGAGUAGCUUUGCACUUCAGUUAGCAAAAAUAGAUUGAUUAUUUGCUCGGCUGUUUGACACAAGACACCUGUGCCUGUAGGUUUUCCAAUUAAACAGGAAUCAAAGAAGCGGGGAGUGAAGGGCAAGAAAAAUAGAAGAGGGUGUAGACAGCCUUGAAUAAGGAAAAUGGCGAACGGAACGACAGCAGCGACAAGUGAACAACGCUUCUUGCAGCCUUUGUGGGACCUUCGUCUUGGCUACGAGGACUGGCUGAUGUCGCCACUGUUCCCAGUGUUCAUGUCCAUCUUCUUCUACUUCGUGGAGUGCAUUCCUUUUAUGCUGAUCGACAUGUACUGCUGUCACCAGAAGUGGUACCUGAAGUACAAGAUCCAGCCGGACAAAGAAGUCUCCAUACCCCUCGUGUGGGACACGCUGACCCUCACCUUCUGGAACCAUGUCCUCUUCAUCCUACCGGCCGCAAUGGCGCAGUGGGUGUGGCAGCCUCCGACUCCACUUCCCGAGAUGGCGCCGCCUCUGUGGGAGUUUGUCUGGCAUCAGGUGGCAGCACUGCUGAUCUUCGACUUCCAGUACUUUGUCUGGCACUGGACCCACCACAAGGUUCGCUUUCUAUACCGGCACAUCCAUGCAGUCCACCACCGCUACAGCAGCCCCUUCUCGUGGGUGACCCAGUACCUGCACCCUUGGGAACUCAUUACCGUCGGCUUCUUGACGACCACCAACACCUGGUUCUUCAACUGCCACUGCCUGACCACCUGGAGCUACAUGGUGGCGUCCAUCACGGUCAGCGUGGAGGCUCAUAUCGGAUUCGACUUCCCCUGGCUGCUGCACAACAUCAUGCCCUUCGGGCUGUAUGGGGGCUCACCCAAGCACGACAUGCACCACCAGAAGCCGCUAACCAACUUCCAGCCAUUCUUCAACCACUUUGACCGUAUCAUCGGCUCCUACUGCCCUCCCAUGAGCGGCGGCGGCAUCAAGAGCAAAGCACUCUUGGAGUACGAGAGAAAGCAAAGAGAGACAAAGAAGCAGGGUUAGGGUCAGGUCAUAACACAAGCCCUACUGACAAAGAAAAAACCCACUACUGAAAUCUGCGAAUUAUUUAAGAGGAGUUAUUUUCGUACAUCAUAUCUAUUGCUCCAGAACUGAGAUAUUUCAUUUUAAAAGUUGAAACAAAGCAGUGACCAAAUAGUUAACUUUUUUGUUGACCUCCUCGUUAAACUCUUUCGUUUACUUUGUCCUUCCUGAAGGAUCAACUACAAAAUCGAUAUUUUGAGGGUUUUUUUAAGAACGAACAUUAGUUUUAUACUGUCAUUUUAGUCCUCAUCUUUUGGCACAAACACUGACCACAAAUGCGGGUAGUCAUAAAGUUAUUUAGGCAGUAAAUCAUCGUGCCCUAAAAUACUGCAUGAAAUACGGAGGUUAUUGUUUUAUAAAUUGACAGAACACUCGUUAGUUGUUUUUUUCUUAUAAAGAAACAGCCUUAUUAUACUUUAUUUCCAGCUAUUUUACCAUCUAUUCAACUAAUUUAUGGUCUCAGAAUAACGACUAAAAAUGCUCCGGCUGGAUUUUUAAAAUAUGUGCGAUGUUUUCAAACAUUCUAACAGUCCUAUUGAAAAAGAUAAAAGUUAAGCUGGACAUUACAACAGAAACAUGACAGGAAGAGGGUUAGACCUGUCGAGUUAUCCCCCUCUUUUGUAGCCAGUCGGAUUUUAAAAAACAACUGUCGUUUCAAAUCCGUUUCUACCCUCCAUUCAAGCUGCAUAAUGUGUGCACGCCUUUUUGUAUCUGUGCAUGUGAGAAACUAUUUUUUAAAAAUGUUCUUGGCAUUACACAAACUUUUGUUUGUCUUUCUCCUGAUGCAAACUGGGCUGAUGUGACCAUUUUUUGGCCCUUUCCGCAUGACGGAUCUUUGUAUCAUUGCAAGGAUUCUGAUAGGGAAGCCAACGGUCACAAACAGUAACUGUAAACUGCUUGCCCUUGACCCAUGGUACUAUUUUAUCAGAGCGUGUGUCGGCGCCACUGGGGGCUGUGCAUUCAUGACCUGUUCAAUAUAUUGCUACAGUGAGAUAGUGCACCCUACGCCCCACUGUGGAACCUAGACAUUCCAAACCUCGUUUCCCCAUCUUUUUAUACGUUUGUUAACGUACUUUACCCUCCUCUUUCUUUCUUUUUUCAAUUGCCUGGUAUUAUAGAAAUCACUUCAAUUUCUUUAUGUAACUAUCUCAUUAAAAAAUACAGAUUGAUGUCUAAAGAUUUUUAAUAGGUAACGUACUUUGUUCUUUUAUUUAGUAUACAGUUAAUGUGAUUAACUGCCUCUUAUUAUUUAAAAUGUAAAGUUUUAAAAUUAAUUUGAAAGUGUCAAUCUAAAAAGAUGAAAUUUACUUUUAAGAAUCUUUUUGUGCUGUCCAUUUUCUGAAAGAAAAACCUGUGUACUGUAGUUCUUUUUUUUUAAUAAGGCAUUCAGAUGAAACUCAAAUGUUGUAAGAGCAGAUAAAAGAACAAUAAUUUUUCAAUGGUGCUCGUCUUUUUGUGUCACGUUGCUUUGCUGACAUAUUGGAAGCUUCGUUUUAGCGUAGAAUUUUAAAGAUUUGUUUUGAAGAAUAUUUUCACCAGCUCAGCAUAAAUCUCGGAAAAGGCCA